AUGCGGGAACCGCUUGUGACGUGCCGCAGUGUGGAGCGGGUCCUGAACGCCCUGCAGCGGAAGCACCACUGGCUUGCGGAUGAUGCCCGGGCCUUCUUCAUUGCAGGACGGUGGGAGCGCGACGUGCGGGCGUGGAUUAACACGCACCAGCGGGGGGACGGCUGCGCGGGGCGGCGUCAGACGCGCCCGAAUGCCCGAGCAAAGUUGCCGGGGAAUUGGAUGGUUUUGGACGAUGAUCUCGCUUCCAAAAAGGAGUUCUUAAAAGCGGCUGUCGGCAAUCAACAACACGACGGCCCUCCAAGUGCAUCAUUCUGCGUAUUUGCCGAUGAAAAGGACCGCCGUGAGGCCACGCAGGCGAGAUAUGUUGGGGACAACGUGACAAUGCUCCCCUUCACCACAGUGGAGGCGGCAUUGUACAUCAGGAGUCGGGGAAGACGGUCGAAUGACGCCAAAACGUGCACUUUGUUGCCCCACUCCGUCUCGGCAGAGAAUGUGCUACUUGAUGACACUGCGAGAUCGAGCACCUCACUGAAUGAUUGCUGUGCCAUUUUCCUCAAUCGUCACUCUGCAGAUCUCGUCGCCGUGGACUUUGCGGAGGGCGAGACGUCAGAUGCAUCACUGGAGCGCCCGACCACAGCUGUCGAUGCAAGACAGGGCGCCCUUAACGCAGUGACUUUGGGCGUACAUUUACUCAAACCCUCGGGUGCGGUGCUGCUGCGGUUCUCUUCGCACGCAAACCCGGGCGGAAACGUACCCCUCCGUGCACUUUUGCGGCACAUGCGCUGGAGUUUUCAGGUCUCCGCGUGUGAAGUUGACAGUGAACAUGUUUACUGUGUGGGAUGCAGGAGCAUUACGGAGCACCCCAUAGCGGAGCUGCCACGAGAUUGUUUUCCAGGAUUUUUCCCGAGGUCUAAGCCCCGUCCCAAGAGAUGGAACCCGCGCAGUGAAACGAAACAACCAUUCUUUGCUGCUCUUAUGCCAAGUUUCACAAACGCACCGCUGGUGAAGGAGCCGCUAAGCCGUGCACUCGCUGAAGAGAUGGAGGCUGCUAAGAAAAGUGAGGAAAAAGCAGACAGUUUGUUUGGCGUGUCGGUUGAAAUGGUGGAAAAGGGGUUACAUCACUAUAAACAGGAUGACUAG
Trypanosoma grayi is the source of this 1140-nucleotide messenger RNA. RefSeq lists its product as hypothetical. The coding region runs from base 1 to 1140 and encodes 379 amino acids. Lineage: Eukaryota; Euglenozoa; Kinetoplastea; Trypanosomatida; Trypanosomatidae. The record is from RefSeq and is a predicted model, not a curated record. The transcript has a single exon.